Molecule: messenger RNA, 2844 nt
Organism: Thermochaetoides thermophila DSM 1495
Lineage: Eukaryota; Fungi; Ascomycota; Sordariomycetes; Sordariales; Chaetomiaceae
Product: putative eukaryotic translation initiation factor
Exons: 3
Coding region: 1-2844 (947 amino acids)
Molecular function (GO): protein binding; RNA binding
Source: RefSeq, a predicted model, not a curated record
AUGACCGCCACGAGCGAGGGGAAGAAGAAUAAGAGCGUUGAGCUCAAGGUGCCCGAGGGCCUCAAUAAGCGCUGCGAUCUCCCUCCCGAGGCUUAUUGGAUGGCAGACCAGCACCAAACACCGUUUGCUCGUCGUCCCAAGUACAGCACUGCCGGCACCCCGGCCAAGGUCACCGUCAACCAGUUCCGCGUUCGUGCCGUCAAGUCUAACGAUAUCUACCAGUUCGACGUGGCUAUUGACCCUGAGCCAAAAGGUACCGUUGUCUACAAGAAAGUAUGGGCUAGCGAUAUCGUUCAGCAGAAGCUCAAGAGCACCCGCAACCUCUGGCUACACGAUGGUCGCAAGCUGGCCUGGUCCCGGGCCAAUGUGGACCAAUUCUCGGUUAAUGUUGACCUCGGCGCCGCUGAGGGUCACCCUGGUAAGGCCAACAACAUUUUCACCUUGAAGGUGCGCCGCAGCACCAAGAUUCGCAUGGAGUCCUUGAUGGCCUAUCUCCGCGGCCAGGCGGCGUGGAGCAACUCGGUCUUGGAGUGUAUCAACUUCCUUGACCAUGCCCUGCGCCAGGGUCCAUCGGAACGCAUGAUUCAGAUCAAGCGCUCCUUCUUCAACGAGAACUCGGAGACUCGCCGCCUCAGCCCCUUCACCGAGGCCAUCAAGGGCAUCUAUGCCGCCGUCCGCUUGAAUGACUCGCUCAGCACGGGCGGGAUUGGCCUAGGCAUCAACGUCGAUGUCACCAACCAGACAUUCUGGACCGGUCAGGGUCUGAUUCCUCUGGUCCGCAGCUAUCUGGGCGCUGUCGAUCGCCGCUGGGACAACUUGUCGGACGACAUGCUCAUCAAGGAACUGCGCCCUGUCAAUAAGAAGGGCGUCUUCGAGAAGUCGGAGGCUUUCCAGGCCCUGAAGAGGUUACGCGGCCUCACCUUUGAGAUCACGCACCGCGACAAAGAUCGUGGUCGCGUUGAGUUCAAGAUUGACAAGUUCCUUUUCGAGGCCACCCCAGACGGCGGCAGUGCCCGCAAGACUGAGUUUAAGAGGAGGAUCAAGGGUACUGAUCAGACAGAGAAGAUCUCUGUCGCCAACUACUAUGCCCAGGAGUACAAGAUCCGGCUUCGCUACCCGGAUCUGCCGCUGGUCCAGACGGGGAAGGGCGCGCUCUUCCCCAUGGAGCUCUGUCAGGUUGUGCGCUUCAACCGGUACAAUUUCAAGCUCGACCCGCAGCAAACGUCCGAGAUGAUUAAGUUUGCCGUGCAGCGACCUCCCGAGCGCAAGAGGGAGGUACUGAACAUGGUUCAGAACCUCGACUGGGGCCGCGACCCCUACUUGCGUGAGUUUGGUAUUUCCAUCGCCGACCAGCCGGCCCAGGUGGAGGCUCGCGUGCUUCCUAACCCGUACGUGCACUACGCGGCUGAUUCCAUGCCCAAGAACCCUGAGCAGAGGGGCCGCUGGGAUCUUCGUGGCGUCCGCUUCCGCAACAUGCCUACCGCCCUGCGCUCGUGGGCCCUGGUGGCGGUCGACCGCUCCAUCGACAAUGCCUCGCUUGUCAACUUUGGCCGCGAGUUCAAAAAGAUAUGGAUCAACCAUGGCGGCAGGGUCGAGGCCGAGCCCUACAUCUUUACGCCGCCCCCGAACAUGCCCCACGCCGAGUUGGUUCAGAGGGCUUAUACGGCCACUGGCCAGCACAACAAGCAGACGCCCCAAAUCAUAUUCUUCAUUCUCCGCGAGAAGUCGACGUUUCUGUACGAGCGACUCAAAAAGAAUGCCGAGUGUCGCUUCGCCAUCCCGACGCAGAUGAUCCAGGCCUUCCAGGCGCGCAAGGCCAACGCCCAGUAUAUCUCCAACGUCUGCCUCAAGGUGAACGCAAAACUGGGCGGUCAGAACUGCCGCGUCACGCCGCACAUGAGCAAGGAGCAUACGCCCAUGUUCAAAGCGCCGACCAUGAUGAUUGGCGUCGAUGUGUCGCAUGGCGGCCACACGUCGGGCACGGGCGCUCCGUCCAUCGCGGCCAUGUGUGUCUCGAUGGAUCGCGAUGCCGCUAUCUACAGCGCUGCCGUCCAGACCAACGGCUGGGGUGUCGAGAUUGUACAGCCUCACAACAUGCACUCCAUGCUCGCCCCCAUCCUCAGUAAGUGGGCCCGCAAGCACAACCGCGCUCCCGAUCACGUCUUUUACCUGCGCGACGGCGUAUCGGAGGGCCAGUUUGCCCAUGUCAUGGAGUGGGAGCUCCGAACCCUGCGCACAGUGUUUGAGCAGUACAUGAAGGCGAAGCCCAAGAUUACCGUCAUUAUUUGCACCAAGAGCCAUCACAUUCGUUUCUUCCCCGAGCGCGGCGACCGCAACGGCAACCCGCUGCCCGGCACGCUGGUCGAGCGCGAGGUGACUCACCCUUUCCACUACGAUUUCUACCUAUGCUCGCACGCCGCCAUCCAGGGUACCGCUCGCCCCGUCCACUACAACGUGAUUCAUGACGAGGUCAAGAUGGAUCCCGCCGAGCUGCAGCGCCUGCUCUACAACCAAUGUUAUCAGUACUGCCGCUCGACCACGCCUGUCUCUCUUCACCCGGCCGUGUACUACGCCCAUCUAGCGGCUGGGCGCGGCGUGGCACAUAUUGACCAGGAUCUUCCGCCGGCCGGGCAGACGGAGCAGCAGUCUACUACUGUCGACAACAAUCCCAUGUCUCUGCCGGUGCUCAAGCGCGGCAUGAUGGCUAAGUCAGAUAGCAAGACGACCAAGACGUCUUCGUCGGAUGAUACUUCAUCAUUACCUCGUCCACUCAUCAAACCUGGUCAGAGGGGCGGUCGUGCAGAUGCGAUUAUGGCGUUUGAGAAUUCGAUGUGGUGGGUGUGA